AUGGCACUUGCAAACGCAAUGUCAGUGUCUUUGGUGUCGAGUAAUGUGUGUUUUGGUGGCAAACAAGAGGUGUAUAGCCAUGAGAGCCGAGAAGUGAAGUGCAAAAUGAGUUUUUCGGUGUAUAUUCCGCCCAAAGCGACGGACGGCACGAAAGUACCGGUGCUUUACUGGUUGUCUGGGCUCACGUGUACUGAACAGAACUUCAUCAUUAAGUCAGGCUUUCAAAGGUAUGCCUCCGAAGAGGGGGUCGUAGUUGUGGGUCCGGACACCAGUCCGAGGGGUCUUCACAUCGAUGGCGAAGAAGACGAUUAUGACUUCGGAACCGGCGCUGGUUUUUAUGUGGACGCGACUCAAGACAAGUGGAAAAACAAUUAUCGCAUGUUUUCUUAUGUCACUCAAGAGUUGAUACCAAUUAUUGAGCAAAACUUUCCUGUUAUAAGUGGCUGUCAAUCGAUAUGUGGCCACAGUAUGGGCGGUCACGGGGCCAUCGUUUGCGCCCUUAAAAACCCGGGUCUUUACAAAUCUGUGUCCGCUUUUUCGCCGAUCGCUAAUCCAUCGAAAGGAAAAUGGGGUCAAAAAGCCUUCACUGGAUAUUUGGGUAACGAUCCCAAAGACUGGGAGGAAUGGGACUCAACUUAUUUGGUCCAGAAAUAUAACGGACCGCCACUUAAUCUCCUCAUAGAUCAGGGUUCGGACGACACUUAUUUAGCCGAAGACCUGAUGGGCAAGAAUUUAGUGGAUUCGUGUGCUUUGGCUAACGUUCCGGUCAUUUACCGAUUACAAGAAGGAUACGAUCACUCCUUCUUCUUUGUGUCCACUUUUAUCGGUGAACACAUUAGACAUCACUCGAAGGCUUUUGACGAGAAUGUGGUGACCGAACAGCCAAUAACCGCCACAACUGUGGGCACCACUGAAUUCAGUCUAUUUGGUCCGUCGAGUGCCGACGGCGCCAGUCUUGACAUACUUAAGAAUUAUGAGGCGUUGAUUGUUAAACAAGAGGUCGAUAUUAUGGGACAGAUGUGUGAUAAAUAUUUGAACGGCAAGACUAUACUGACCGCUACCGAGGAGGAGGAGAGUUGUUGUUCGUGUAAUUGUUGCCGAAGGGGUCGACGGUUUGAAAUGAAACUAACGGAUGAAAAGGGACGCGAAGUACUCAGACUUAAAAUGAAGAACCAUUGCUGCGGUCAGUGUUUCUGUUUCUGCAGAUACGAAAAACUUCAAGUAUUUUCUCCGACCGAUAGUAAGAUCGGAAGUAUUGAAGAGUCGUGUAAUUGUUUCCACAAACAACUUAUGGUAUAUUCACUCUCUAAUUCGGAUCCAAUAUAUUCUGUGAAUGGGCCCAACUGUCAGAGUUGUCGGUGUUGUUGUACGGGAACUACAUUUUCGAUCAACAAUUACUCGACGGAUGAAAAGUGCGGUACUAUUGCUAAGAAAUGGUCGGGUCUGGCGAAGGAAGCCCUCACUUAUGCCGACAAUUUUUGUGAUUUAAUGUAUUUCGAAAAGAGUCCCAAAAAAGAUGACGACGACGACUGAAUCUAAUCUUCUCAUUAAGUUUAAAGUCACACAAAACUAACGCAACAAUGAUUUUGGGUUUCUUUUAUUCUACAAUUU
This is a messenger RNA of Medioppia subpectinata, 1611 nucleotides long. Lineage: Eukaryota; Metazoa; Arthropoda; Arachnida; Sarcoptiformes; Oppiidae. The record is from the annotation of a GenBank genome assembly.